GGGAGGCUCAAUCAAUGCUUGGGGUGACGUCAUGGUCGUUGUUUGAAUGUCGGGAGCUAGCGCUGAGUAGAGGCCGUGCGCUCAGCUGGGAGACAAAAACUUGUACAAAUUUCCAAGCUCAAGGUCGUCGACAGCCUUCGGUACAUCGAUUCACAGGAAUAUCAUCUCCCAUUCCCCUUCCCCCUCUGUUGGAGCAUGGCUCAGGAGACCAAUCAGACACAGGUGCCAAUGCUUUGCACUAUGGGAUGUGGUUUCUAUGGCAACCCCCGCACCAAUGGUAUGUGCUCAGUUUGCUACAAGGAACACCUGCAGAGACAACAGGGAGGAGGCCGGUCCAGCCCCCCAGGUGAAAAAGCUGCUACAUCACCCACAGGAUCGCCAGGAUCAGCUUGUGUGAAUGUGGAGAGCACAUCCUCAGAGCCCAGCACAGAGACAGAGCCCGCCACAGGAACCCCUCCUGAGGAACAGACCAGCAGUCCUAGUUCUCCCAGCCCGGUGACUCAGCAGAUGACUGCCAUGAGUAUUUCCCAAGAGCCAGCACCAGUGGACUCGGACAGAGCAGAAGCUGAGGAGGGAGAAGAGGAGAGCACGUCCAGCAACACAGAACAAGUUGGAGAAACGGCACAGGCAUCUUCAGAUGGUGAACAAACGCCUGAUAAAAACAAAAAAAAGAACCGAUGCUUUUCCUGCCGGAAGAAAGUUGGCCUCACUGGUUUUGACUGUCGUUGUGGCAACUUGUUCUGUGCCAUCCACCGUUACUCUGACAAACAUGACUGUCCCUAUGAUUACCGGAGUGCAGCAGCUGCGCGCAUACGCAAGGAGAACCCCAUUGUGGUGGCUGAGAAGAUUCAGAAGUUAUGAGGUCUGAUUGUGGUGGAGAAGGUCUGACUUUGUGAAUUUGAACAAUGCGACUUGGAUGAAAACACCUGAAAUCAUGGCUUCAUUUGUUCAUGGUAGUGCGGGGGCUGGGCGGGGCACCCACCUUACUGGUAUCUCCCCUUUCUUCAAAAGUUGUUUGCGGCUGAAUCAGGUUGAGUGCAAGUGUGAAUGAAAGUGUGUGUGUGCUUUUUGCUUGUGUGAAUGGGGAGAUCAGUAGGGCUUUGGUGGAAAUUGCUGUUGCUGUGAGCUACGGCAUUUAAUUUUAAACAUUUUUUCUCUUACUUUUGCAGCAAUCUUGAGGGGUUUUUUUUCAACCCUGUAAUAUAGUUACACAUUUGGGUAAAGUAAAAGGUCGAUUUGGAUGCACCUAUAAAAUAUCUAACUGGGAGAUGUAUUGGUGUGACCUAAGGGCUGAGGAAUAUCCUCCCGGGCCGAAGAUGUCAACUUGUUUAAAAAUUUUUUGCACCUUCCUAUUACUUUAUUCUCUGGGUCACCACACGUUGAACUCUUCAGUAAUAUUUCUCUUUGAUAUAUCAACUUAUCAUACUGAUAUUGGGUGCAUGAAAAGUUAUUGGAGGGAAGAGGUGGGGUUUUUGGGAACUGAACCUUGACUUAUACAGCGUGAAUGAAAUUUGUGUUUUUUCCCUAUUUUAAUGAGCGUAUGACAUCAAAAGAUCUAUAUUAAUAUAUUGUAGUUAGCUUGAAAUGUGUGACUGCUUUCUAUUUAUUUUUAUCAUUUGGUUGAUCUGUGCUGGAGGAUUGGCAGCAUGUGUCAGCAAAUCUAAGAUUUGUGCUCAAUCGUUUCAAGUAUAUUUAAUUGCAUUGAUUAUACAACCAUUAAAAGACAUUAUCUUUCACACUGAAGUAGAGUCCAGUUAAGUCAUUGCAAGCAGGAAGCUCCUUUUCUGCCUUCAGUAACAGAGCACAAUUAUUGUCCUAGACAUGUUUUUUGUUUUUGUUUUUCAGUUUGUUUUUGGUCACAGUGAGUGGCCUGCUUGUCAAAAAUGCCUUGUUUAAUUGUUUAGGGUGACAAGUUGAUCAUCAGCAGACCACUUAGACCUGCUGAAAGAAUCAGUAUGGCUUGAGUUGCUUUGCACACCGAUACAGUGCUUCAUUAAACUAACGUUCAUUAAAGUAAUAUGUACAUUUUACAAAUUUAUAAUGUAUACACUAUGGAACAUACCAGUAACUGACUGUGCAACCUGAAACAUGGCUGUGAUGUAUGCAAAGACAUCCAGAGAAGCUCAACAUAUGGCUAUGUGGGGAAUCCUGUCGUGUCAUUAACAGGGCUCUACUUUUUCCCAAUGUAAAUAAUUCUAUUGAUAUUCAUAAUGUAGAUUUCUCCAGUUUAGGAAGGGUGAGGCUUCAUACUGCAGCUAGUAUGACGUAUAAAACACCCAAUGACAUCUUAAAAGAAAGUGCCACAAAUGGUAUUCAUGUUCCAUAUUAAGACUUCAUUUAUACAUGUAAUAUCUUCUUUAUUACAAAGCACAGCUAGCUCUUUAUUUAGGCAUAUUUAUCUAAUAGUGAACAUGCCCAUGUGGAUCGCUAACUUUACUCAAGUAUGCAGUCUUGCUGAUUACAUUUAGAGCAUAGUAAUAUCAGACAUUUUUGUGUCAGGCAGAGCUAUUGAGAAUUUAAUCUUUUUAUUAUCUUUAGCUUUCCUUGUAAAUGCUUGAUCUUAAUGAUAAACUAUUUAUUUAAAAAGUAGUAGAAAAGUUUGAAGGUAUAUUAACUGUGUGAUCCAACUAAGCCCAUGCAGAAUGUUUUAGAGUAAUGAAUGAUUCAUUCUUGUAUGCACGAGUUACUUUGGACCUGAUCGUGUUUUAUUGAGAUAAAAAUUAGAUUCUAUCAAAUUAAGCCUUAUCGAUAGAAAUGACUUGAUAUGGGGAGUUUGGUUGAGUACAGUGUGAGACUUGGCCUACAGAAUCUUUGAUGCUGUUUUUAAGUAAAGCAUUGAACAGGCGCACACACAACAGAAGCUUGACUGCUGGUGGUAAUCUUUGCUCAAGUAUAAUUUUCACAACAAAUUAACAUUUUCACUUCCUACAGACUCAAUAGAAGUCUUCAUAGGAUUAUAAAGCUGUUUGCAGGUAUACACUUGCUAAUUCUGUUGACUGCUCAUAUCAACCAACAUUGUAUUUUUUAAAGAUUGUGAGCAGUUUGAAUGUAACCCACCAUCUUCACACUAGCUGGACCUCUCUCAGCCUGUCAUGACCUAUUCACGGGCUGAGAAAGUGUCUUGCAUACCUUUUUACAGUUUUUAUAAAGGACUCAUCACCAGCAAUUAGGAUGUCCCUACUUUAAACAUCUACAUAUACUAUAUCAAUGCUAUUAGGCUAUGUGUAUUUGGACCCCUCUUGUAUGUUUCAAGCUCUUUGUCAUCAUGUGGCUUAAUAUAAUGCACAAUGUCUUCAUCAGUUCCUACAGGCUACAUAAUGUAUAGAUUAUUUGGAAGGAAAGGUAAUUCAGAUAAAUGCAGAUAGAAUGAACGAUGUGUAUUCUAAGUUUUAAAACAGGCACGAUUGACAUAUUUGCGAAUCCCUUGGCACCCCAGUCUCCUGCAAUGCCACCAGAUCUUUAUUUUAUUUUAUUAUUUUUGAUUUUCUUUAAAAUCUUAGGAUUGUAUGAUGUGUAAAAGUAACAAUAAAAUCACAAAGUUUAUUUUAAAUUA
Molecule: messenger RNA, 3553 nt
Organism: Periophthalmus magnuspinnatus
Lineage: Eukaryota; Metazoa; Chordata; Actinopteri; Gobiiformes; Gobiidae
Exons: 6
Coding region: 196-861 (221 amino acids)
Molecular function (GO): zinc ion binding; DNA binding
Source: RefSeq, a predicted model, not a curated record